Messenger RNA from Penaeus vannamei (Pacific white shrimp), 444 nucleotides. NCBI's taxonomy places the organism in Eukaryota, Metazoa, Arthropoda, Malacostraca, Decapoda, Penaeidae. The record is from RefSeq and is a predicted model, not a curated record.
UGCAGGGUCGAAUAUUUAUGAACAACCUCUUCGGGAAACAAAAAAGCGAAGGCCCAGAAAGAUGUCCUUGUUCCUGCGGCCUCCCCAACAGGAAGAUGCGCCUGGUGGGGGGGAGCUGGUCCGAGAUCAACGAGUACCCUUGGAUGGUGGCGCUGAUGUACAAGGGCCACUUCUACUGCGGUGGCACUCUUAUCAGUGACAGAUACGUGCUUACUGCCGCGCAUUGCAUCGAGGGCGUGAACGUCAACAACCUGCGCGUGAUGGUGGGCGACCACGUGCGCAGUUUCCCGAUCGAGACGAAGAGCCGCGACUACCAGGCCGUCUACUCCGUCUACCACCACGAGUUCAACCGGUCCACUUACAACCACGACAUCGGCCUGGUCAAGCUGGGCCAGAGAGUGGAGUACAAGUGGUACUCGAGGCCCGCCUGUCUGCCGCAACCCA